GUCAGGAGGGAAAAUAAUGCACUGGCUUCCUGAGGCCCUGCGGAGGCUGGGCAGGGAGAGGGGGCCAGGGGCAGAGGGGACCAAGGCUGGCGGCAGGCAGGCCGGCCGGGGCAGACGGGUCCUAAAUGGCAUUGUUUGAAGUGGCCGGCUAAUUGCACAGAGCAGCCUGAGCCUCAGACCCCGGCCCAGCCCCCUCCUCUGUCCUGGGUGCUGGCAUCUGAGCCUUUGGGCCGCCUGGCCACAUGGAACCAAGUCCUGAGCCUCCGAGUUUGGAAACAAUGAAGGGAGACACCAGGCAACUCAACAGAGAGGAGGACGCCAGCGGGAGGGAAGACUCCAUCAUCACCAAUGGGGGCUGCAGCGACCAGUCUUCUGAUUCAAAGGACGCGCCCUCACCCCCGGUCCUGGAGGCUAUCGGCACCCCGGAGAUCAGAGGCCGAAGAUCAAGCUCACGACUGUCCAAGAGGGAGGUCUCCAGCCUGCUAAGUUAUACUCAGGAUCUGACGGGUGACGGAGAUGAAGGGGAAGAUGGAGAUGGUUCCGACACGCCAGUGAUGCCAAAACUCUUCCGUGAAACCAGGACUCGGUCUGAAAGCCCAGCUGUCCGAACCCGAAAUAACAGCUUUGCCUCCAGCCGGGAGAGGCACAGGCCCUCCCUACGUGCCACCCGAGGCCGGCAGGGCCGCAAUCACGUGGACGAGUCCCCCGUGGAGUUCUCAGCUACCAGGUCCCUAAGGCGGCGGACCACAUCAUCAGCAGGCACACCGUGGCCGUCCCCUACCAGCCCCUACCUCACCAUCGACCUCACAGAUGACGAUGUGGUCCCCCAGAGCAGCAGUACUCCCUACGCCCGCCUGUCCCAGGACAGCCAGCAGGAGAGCUUAGAGUCCCCACAGGUGGACGCAGACGGUAGAGAUGCAGACAGCACCGAAUAUCAGGAUGGGAAGGAGUUUGGAAUAGGAGACCUCGUGUGGGGAAAGAUCAAGGGAUUCUCCUGGUGGCCUGCCAUGGUGGUGUCCUGGAAGGCCACCUCCAAGCGUCAGGCCAUGUCCGGCAUGCGGUGGGUCCAGUGGUUUGGUGACGGCAAGUUCUCCGAGGUCUCUGCAGAUAAGCUGAUGGCCUUGGGGCUGUUCAGCCAGCACUUUAACCUGGCGACCUUCAAUAAGCUGGUCUCUUACAGGAAGGCCAUGUUCCACGCUCUGGAGAAAGCCAGGGUGCGGGCUGGCAAGACUUUCCCCAGCAGCCCCGGAGACUCGUUGGAGGACCAGCUGAAGCCCAUGUUGGAGUGGGCCCACGGGGGCUUCAAGCCCACCGGGGUCGAGGGCCUCAAGCCCAACAACAAGCAACCAGAGAACAAGACCCGAAGACGCACAGCUGAUGACUCAGCCACCACCGACUACUGCCCCCCACCCAAGCGCCUCAAGACCAAUUGCUAUAACAAUGGCAAAGACCGCGGAGAAGAGGACCAAAGUCGAGAGCAAAUGGCCUCGGAUGUUACCAACAACAAGAGUAGUCUGGAAGAUAGCUGUUUGUCCUGUGGUAGGAAAAACCCCGUGUCCUUCCACCCUCUCUUUGAGGGUGGGCUCUGCCAGACGUGUCGAGACCGGUUCCUCGAGCUGUUCUACAUGUAUGAUGACGAUGGCUAUCAGUCCUACUGCACCGUGUGCUGCGAGGGCCGCGAGCUGCUCCUCUGCAGCAACACGAGCUGCUGCCGGUGCUUCUGCGUGGAGUGUCUGGAGGUGCUGGUGGGCACGGGCACAGCGGUGCAUGCCAAGCUGCAGGAGCCCUGGAGCUGCUACAUGUGCCUCCCACAGCGCUGCCACGGCGUCCUGCGGCGCCGCAGGGACUGGAACGUGCGCCUGCAGGCCUUCUUCACCAGCGACACGGGGCUGGAAUACGAAGCCCCCAAGUUAUACCCUGCGAUUCCCGCAGCCCGAAGGCGGCCCAUUCGAGUCUUGUCCCUGUUUGAUGGAAUUGCGACAGGGUACUUGGUCCUCAAAGAAUUGGGCAUCAAGGUGGAGAAGUAUGUCGCCUCAGAAGUGUGUGAAGAGUCCAUCGCAGUUGGAACUGUUAAGCACGAGGGCAAUAUCAAAUACGUGAAUGAUGUCAGGAACAUCACAAAGAGAAACAUUGAAGAAUGGGGCCCCUUUGACUUGGUGAUUGGUGGAAGCCCAUGCAAUGAUCUCUCAAAUGUGAACCCUGCCAGGAAAGGCCUGUACGAGGGCACAGGCCGGCUCUUCUUUGAGUUCUACCAUCUGCUGAAUUACUCACGCCCCAAGGAGGGUGACGACCGGCCCUUCUUCUGGAUGUUUGAGAAUGUGGUAGCCAUGAAGGUCGGCGACAAGAGGGAUAUCUCUCGCUUCCUGGAGUGUAAUCCAGUGAUGAUCGAUGCCAUCAAAGUGUCUGCUGCUCACAGGGCCCGAUACUUCUGGGGCAACCUGCCUGGGAUGAACAGGAUCUUCGGCUUUCCCGUACACUACACGGAUGUGUCCAACAUGGGCCGUGGUGCCCGCCAGAAGCUGCUGGGGAGGUCCUGGAGUGUGCCUGUCAUCCGACACCUCUUCGCCCCCCUGAAGGACUACUUUGCUUGUGAAUAGUCCCCCAGGCACACCGGGGCACUGGGGCUUGUGGGGCAGAGCCAGGACCCAGGAGGUGCAGCCCGGGCUCUGCCUUUCCUCAGCUCAGCUGUGUGGGGUCACACCGCAUACCUCGGUGGGAGCAGAGCCACCUGGUCCCCUCCUGGUAGGGGGAGCCCUAGGUGCCACCUCCUUGUGCACAAUUCAGACCUGGCCGCUCGGAGCGGCCGAACAACGGUGCUCAUUUUGUCUUCUCCGAAAACUUUAAAACUUGAAGUAGGUAGUAACAUUGCUUUUUUUCCCUCCUGGGUUUACCGCUCAGAGAAACGAUGGCUAAGAUACCAAAACCACAGUGCCGACAGCUCUCCAGUACUCAGGUUAAUGCUGAAAAAUCACCCAAGACAGUUAUUGCAGGACUUUAAUUUUUUUAAACGUCUGCGGCUCCUCGUUUCCAGGAGUGCACAGUGGUAGACAUGUAGCUAAGGGACGUUUUAAGGCCCAGGAUGUUUUUUUCUAGGGCUAGCAGAAAAGGAAAUGAUGUCUAUGUCUUUCUUGAAUUUCCCCUGGCAUGUCCCCCGGCCUCAGUAUAAAGGGCUGGGAUGCGAUGUCGGGGCCCAUUGAGAGUAUUUUCCACAACGAUGAUGAUUUCAGCAGGGAUGACAUCAUCAUCACAUUCAGGGCUACUUUUUCCCCCACAAACCCAAGGGCAGGGCCACCCUUAGCUAAGUCCCUCCCAGUGACUGCAACAGAACCCUUCGGGGAGCUCAGGAAGGGGUGGGCUGGGUUAUAAGCUGCCAUAUAUUAUAUAGACAGAUGUGGCUCCUCGCUACCUCCCUCUUCCCCAUGUGAGGGGAGUGAAGGAGGAAGCUUAGGUAAGACCCCCCUCCCCCACCAAAAAAGAUGCACCCUCCAGACUACUCUGCAGGCACAGGUCACCAGAUGAGAAGCACGACACCCUAAUUCCUCAGCCAUUUUCUAAACUCAGAAGCAGUGACAGCCAGGGGCAGAAGCACAUUCCUCGCACUUUCCCCUCAUCUAAGAGAUUGCAGGGGGAAACUACAAGAAAAAGCUCGACCCUCCCUCCAGGUUUUAAAGUCGUUUUUUAUUCCACGAUAAGUCGUUUUUAGGGGGAAUGGGAGGUCGGACAAGCUGCAUUUCAGAAAUGCUGUCGUAAUGGUUUUUAACACCUUUUACUCUUCCUACUGGUGCUAUUUUGUAGAAUUAAGGAACAACGUUGACAGGUUUUGUGGGAGUUUUUUUAUAUACUUUGUUUUUUUUUAAAUCUCAAACUUCUAUUUUUAUGUUUUAACAUUUUCAAAAUUUUUUUUUGUAACUGGAGCCACGUAACAAGUAUGGGGAAAAGUUGUGCCUUGUUUCAACAGUUUUGCUAAUUUUUAGGCUGAAAGAUGACGAAUGCCUAGAGUUUACCUUAUGUUGAAUUAAAAUCAGUAUUUCUCUA
Messenger RNA from Ceratotherium simum simum (southern white rhinoceros), 4035 nucleotides. It is a transcript of the gene DNMT3B, whose product is annotated as DNA methyltransferase 3 beta. Gene Ontology annotation, cellular component: nucleus. NCBI's taxonomy places the organism in Eukaryota, Metazoa, Chordata, Mammalia, Perissodactyla, Rhinocerotidae. The record is from RefSeq and is a predicted model, not a curated record. Gene Ontology annotation, biological process: negative regulation of transcription by RNA polymerase II. Gene Ontology annotation, molecular function: DNA binding; DNA (cytosine-5-)-methyltransferase activity, acting on CpG substrates.